GUCAAACUCAUUUUCAUUUCAGAUUUUCAUGUUUCAUGAUGAUGAAUUUCAAUGGAAUCGCAAAUAAAAUCGUGAUUAAGUAAUUUUGGAGCUAAAGUUAAUAAAUAAUUAAGCUAUCACACAGUUUAUUUUUAAUAGCUGCUUAAAACCUGCCCGUCAACAUGGAUAUAAAAUAUUGUCCUCCUAAUGUUACCCUGGGGGAAGUGUGGGUAGACCAUGGCAUCUCCCAGUGCUUCAUGGAAACGGCUUCGGCUGCCAUCAUUGGUGGUUUCCUUCUGAUUUUCGGAAUCAUACAAAUAGUCAUGUAUAAAAGGUAUGCCACAGAAGUGAUGGAUGUGAGAAGCUCCCGGUUGUUUGCCGUUCAACUGUGCUUCACCCUGUUCAUUCCCGUUCUAGCCAUCACUCGGUUUCUGCUGCAGGCGUUCAUGUUCAAAGGAGGACAUGUUUAUGGAUAUAUGAUAGUGGCACUAUCAAUGAACCUGAUAGCGUUCCCGCUGUCGGCCUACCUGGCCAUCCUCGAGCGGCGCUUCCUGCUGCCGUCGGUGCCGCCGCGGGGCCACGGGUUUGUGCUGCUCGUGUUCUGGGCCCUGGUGUUUGUGGCCGAGAACCUGUCCUUCCUGAACCUGAAUAAGGAGGGCUGGUGGUGGCAUUUGAAGGAUCUCCAAGACCGCCUAGAGAUGGCGCUGUUCGUGGGCCGCUACGUGUCGUGCAUGGCGAUAUUCGUGCUGGGGCUGAGGGCUCCUGGCAUCAUGCACCAGUUCGAGUAUCUCGACAAUGAUGACAUGCGACGGAAUAUUCCGCCCAGGAACGAAAACCGCUCGACAUUCCGCAAUGUGUUCAGCAAGUUACGCACUCUACUCCCGUUCCUAUGGCCUCGCAAGAGUGCGUGCCUUCAAGUGCACGUCAUGGUCUGUGUCCUGCUGCUGGUGGCCGGAAGAGUUAUCAACUUAUACGUGCCCAUUUACAAUAAGCUGAUUGUGGACAGCAUAUCGAUCCCUCCGCUCCUGUUCCGAUGGGACCUGGUGGUGAUAUACGUGCUGUUUAAGUUCCUGCAAGGUGGCGGCACAGGAGGCAUGGGGCUGCUUAAUAAUUUGCGAUCAUAUCUCUGGAUUAAAGUUCAACAGUACACUACUAGGGAGAUUCAGCUGGAACUAUUUCGCCAUCUCCACGGUUUACCACUAAGAUGGCAUUUGUCUCGUAAGACCGGGGAAGUCCUGAGGGUCAUGGACCGAGGCACGGAUUCCAUAGACAACCUGCUGUCGUACAUACUGUUCUCUAUAACGCCUACGCUAGUGGAUAUAGUGAUAGCGGUCGCGUACUUCAUUCACGCUUUCAACAUCUGGUUUGGACUGAUCGUGUUUUCAACUAUGAUUCUAUAUAUUUUCAUAACGAUAGCGGUAACAGAAUGGCGCACAAAGUUCCAGAGGCGCAUGAACCAAGCGGACAAUGACCAGAAGGCGCGCUCAGUGGACUCGCUGCUCAACUACGAGACUGUCAAAUACUACGGUGCAGAGAACUAUGAGGUGGUGUCGUAUAAGGACGCUAUUAUUAAAUAUCAGGGAGAAGAAUUUAAAUCUUUGAUUACGUUGAACAUAUUGAACACACUACAGAACGUAAUAAUAUGCUCAGGUCUUCUGGCGGGUUCUCUGCUCUGCGUGUCUCUGGUAGUAGACGAGAAGUCGUUGACUGUCGGUGACUACGUACUGUUUGCGUCCUACAUCAUACAGUUAUAUGUGCCGUUGAACUGGUUCGGAACCUAUUACAGAGCGAUCCAGAAGAACUUCGUCGACAUGGAGAACAUGUUCGACUUAAUGCGAGUGGACUCGGACGUGAAGGACGCGGCGGGCGCGCCCGAGCUGCGCGUGCGCGGCGGCGCCGUCGAGUUCAAGCACGUGUCGUUCGGCUACGGGCCCGAGAAGCUCAUACUGAAGAAUGUCAGCUUUAAGGUGGCUGCUGGGACCACUGUUGCCUUGGUCGGCCCCAGCGGCGCGGGCAAAUCAACCGUAAUGCGCCUCCUAUUCCGCUUCUACGACGUGAACGAGGGCGCGGUGACUGUGGACGGCCAGGACGUGCGCUCCGUGACGCAGGCCUCGCUCAGAGCGAAUAUAGGAGUGGUUCCCCAAGAUACUGUGCUGUUUAAUAACUCUGUCAGAUACAACAUACUGUACGGACGACUGGAUGCUUCUACAGCUGACGUAAUUUCAGCUGCCAAGAACGCAGACAUUCACGACAGAAUACUCACAUUCCCAGACGCUUAUGACACUCAGGUGGGAGAAAGAGGUCUAAGGCUAAGUGGAGGUGAGAAGCAGCGGAUAGCGAUCGCGCGGACAAUACUCAAGGACCCCGCGAUCGUGCUACUGGACGAGGCCACGUCCGCUCUGGAUACCAACACUGAGAGGAAUAUACAGGCGGCGCUAGCACGAGUCUGCGCUAACAGAACGACGCUGAUCAUCGCGCACAGACUGUCUACCAUCAUCCACGCAGAUGAGAUACUAGUGCUGAGUGAAGGAGAGAUCGUUGAGAGGGGCAACCACGACGCUCUCCUAGCCCAGGGCGGCAUUUACGCGUCCAUGUGGCAGCAACAGCUGGAAAACCGAGGCAGUCCCAACGACAACAACAACGGAGAGGGCGCCACCAUCAACACGGACCAUAGAGGAUCCAGCCAGACCAACGGCUUCGGCGCACUCGGCCACGGCCACGGACACUAGACCAUAGACAAGGGAGAAAACACGCGAAACGAACCAUAGACUCAACAUGGCCGCCGACCGGAAGGUAGAUCAAUUAUAGUCUAUGCAUGUGUGAUAUUGAUAUAAAUGAACUAAAAUGGCUUGUUCCAAACGGUUCAAGUUAAAAAUUAAUAAUUGUUUAUUGAAGGCAUAUCGUUUUUACAAGCCGUUUUAUUGACCAAAUGAAUAAUGAAUUAUGUGACUGAUUAAUUACUUAUGGAGAGUGCCAUUGCGGAAUUUUCGAAUGGUUGCGUAAAUGUAAGUAACAUUAGUGGUAAAAAAACUAUGAUUUAUUUAUGUAAGCUGUUAGAAUGUGAUCACUUUUGUAUAUUAGAAUAACAGCAUAAUAACAGUUUACCCUCAUCAAGUCAAAUGUUGCAACGUAAGUUGACAUUGUGAUAAUGUAUCUUUGUUGUAACAACAACUAUAAUUAAUAGUAUUAAUAUUAUUUUGAUAUCGUCAUGGGAAAUUAGGGUGCAGUGCUUGUGUUAAUAAAAUGUUGAUUUUA
Messenger RNA from Plutella xylostella (diamondback moth), 3234 nucleotides. It is a transcript of the gene Hmt-1, whose product is annotated as ABC transporter ATP-binding protein/permease Hmt-1. Gene Ontology annotation, molecular function: ATP hydrolysis activity; ATP binding; heme binding. Gene Ontology annotation, biological process: transmembrane transport; heme transport. The record is from RefSeq and is a predicted model, not a curated record. Gene Ontology annotation, cellular component: vacuolar membrane. Lineage: Eukaryota; Metazoa; Arthropoda; Insecta; Lepidoptera; Plutellidae.